AUGCUGACUUUCUCCCAGGGUGAGCACAAAGCAAUUCAUAAAUCGAAAGAAACCUUCAACCCGUUUCCAACAUUCCCGUUCACUGGGACCCUUCGACCCGUGUACCCUCUUUCACCUAAAAACCCCGUCCCCAAGUCUAUCCUGCACCCCGACUAUGCAGGCGAUGGCGUUCCACGUUCCGAGCAAAAAAUAUUUGGGCGACAUAAUAUCAAGAUCCUCAAUGAGAAAGAAAUAGACGGGAUGAGAAAGGUGUGCCGGCUGUCAAGGGAAGUCCUAGAUAUCGCGGCUCGAGAGAUCCGGCCCGGCGUCACCACCGACCAUAUCGAUAAGGUCGUACAUCAAGCUUGCCUUGAAAGAGAAUCUUAUCCCUCACCUCUAAAUUACGUGAACUUUCCCAAGUCCGUUUGUACCUCCGUUAACGAAGUUAUAUGUCACGGUAUCCCCGACCAACGACCCUUGGAAGAUGGCGAUAUUUUGAACAUCGACAUUUCGCUCUAUCACGGGGGCUUCCACGGCGAUCUUAACGAAACAUAUUACGUUGGCGACAAAGCCAAGGCGGACCCCGAUGCAGUUCGAGUUGUAGAGACUUCAAGAGAGUGCUUGGAUAAGGCGAUUGAAAUUGUUAAACCAGGAACGCUAUUCCGAGAAUUCGGGAACGUUAUCGAAAAGCACGCUAAGAGCAGAGACUGCAGCGUCGUCCGAAGUUAUUGUGGCCACGGAAUCAACCAGCUAUUCCACACUACCCCAAGCAUCCCCCAUUAUGCCAAGAGCAAAACUGUAGGAUCUGCGAAAGUUGGAAUGUGCUUUACAAUUGAGCCGAUGAUCAACCUUGGAAGCUACAGGGACAAGACAUGGCCAGACAAUUGGACAAGCGUGACAAUAGACGGAAAGAGAUCAGCUCAGUUCGAACAUACCCUUCUAGUAACAGAGGAUGGCGUCGAUGUCCUCACCGCGAGACUCUCGGACUCUCCAGGCGGCGCCAUACCGAUCCCAACCGCUGCAUAG
Molecule: messenger RNA, 1005 nt
Organism: Arthroderma uncinatum
Lineage: Eukaryota; Fungi; Ascomycota; Eurotiomycetes; Onygenales; Arthrodermataceae
Product: methionine aminopeptidase
Exons: 3
Coding region: 1-1005 (334 amino acids)
Biological process (GO): proteolysis
Molecular function (GO): metalloaminopeptidase activity
Source: RefSeq, a predicted model, not a curated record